This is a messenger RNA of Miscanthus lutarioriparius, 1788 nucleotides long. Lineage: Eukaryota; Viridiplantae; Streptophyta; Magnoliopsida; Poales; Poaceae. The record is from the annotation of a GenBank genome assembly.
AUGAGCAAGAUGCUUCCCAUCGCAGCAGCCCUCCUUUUCUUCUACGGCACCGUGGCCCUGCUCGGAGCUGCAGGCAGCCAAGCCGCGGUGGUGGAGCACACCUUUGUUGUAAAGCAAGUGUAUAUUCGACACCUUUGCAAUGAUACGCUGGCCACCGUGGUCAACGGCCAGUUUCCAGGACCACCGGUAGAGGCUACGGAAGGGGACACGGUGAUUGUACACCUCGUCAACGAGUCACCCUUUGGAAUAACAAUUCACUGGCAUGGCGUAAAGCAGCGACUAACGUGUUGGGCGGAUGGCGCCGGAAUGGUAACACAGUGCCCAAUCCAGCCGAACUCCACAUUCACCUACCGGUUCAAGGUGGACGGCCAGGAGGGUACGCUGUGGUGGCACUCUCACGUCUAUAUCCUCCGGGCAACCCUGCACGGCAUCAUCAUCAUCCGCCCAAAGUCCGGCUCCUACCCAUUCAAGAAUCAGCCUCACAUGGAUGUUCCAAUCAUCAUAAGUGAAUGGUGGCAGAGAGAUUUGAUGAAAGUGGACAGGAACUUCUCCAAUGGGGGCAAUUUCGAUGAUAACCCCGCUGGGUCCACCAUCAAUGGAAAACUUGGUGAUCAAUACAACUGCUCCGGCGUCGUAGAAGACAACUUCGUUCUGAACGUGGAGCGUGGCAAGACGUACCUGCUCCGGCUAGUGAACGGGGCGCUCUUCUCCGAGUACUACUUCAAGGUCGCCGGCCACAAGUUCACGGUGGUCGGCGCUGACGCCAACUACAUCACGCCAUACACCACCGACGUGGUCGCCAUCGCGCCCGGCGAGACGUUCGACGUCCUCAUGGUCGCCGACGCGCCGCCCUGCCGCUACUACAUGGCCACCCUGGCCAACCAGCCGCCGCUCCCGGACCCCCAGAUCCCGGUGUUCGUGUCCAGAGGCAUAGUGCAGUACACGGACAUCCCCCGCGCCGACGCGGACAGGUGCAGAGACCAGCCGCCCCAGAUGCCGGAGAUGCCCAACCAGCACGACACGAUGACGACGUUCUACUUCCACGGCAACCUGUCCGGCCUGCCCACCCACCCGCUGCUGCCGCAGCUCCGGGGCCGCGUCGACGAGCACCUCUUCAUCUCGCUCGGCAAGGGCACCAUCUGCCGAGAGGACAAGCCGUCCUGCAAGAGGGGAGGCAGCGACGAGGCCAUCGAGGUGGCCUACAUGAACAACGUCUCCUUCCGCCUCCCCGAGAAGAUGUCGCUGCUGGAGGCGCGGCAGUACGGCGCCAACGACAUGGCGGUGCAGGAGCUGCCGACCAGGCCGCCGAGAGUGUUCAACUUCACCGACCCGGCGCUGAUCCCGGUCGGCCCCGGCGUGCCGCUGGAGAAGCUGGAGGCCACGCGGAAGGCCACGACAGUGCGGCGGUUCAAGCACAACGCCACGGUGGAGGUGGUGUUCCAGAGCACGGCCACGAUGCAGAGCGACUCCAACCCGAUGCACCUCCACGGCCACGACUUCUUCGUGCUCGCGCAGGGCCACGGCAACUACGACCCGGCCAAGCACGUGAGGAUCUACAACCUGGUGGACCCGCUGCUCAAGAACACGGUGCAGGUGCCGAGGAUUGGAUGGGCUGUCGUCCGGUUCGUCGCCGACAACCCGGGGGCGUGGUUCAUGCAUUGCCACUUCGAGUUCCACAUCGCCAUGGGCAUGGCCACGGUGUUUGAGGUGGCCAACGGAGCCACGCCGGAAGACACUCUGCCCCCGCCGCCGUCAGAUCUUCCAAAGUGCAUACACAAGAAGGAAUAA